AUGGCAAAAAGAAAGGCAGACAACAGGAACUUUCUGGACAGGUGGGAGACAGAAUAUCUGUUUACAUAUGUAAAAGACAGACCUGUUUGUCUGAUUUGUGGAGUCAACGUGGCUAUAACUAAGGAGUACAACAUUCGACGACACUAUGAAACAAAACACCAUGACAAGGACCUGGACAUGACUCAAAAGAGCCAGAAAGUGGAGGAGAUGAAAAGAAGUUUGGUUUCACAACAGAAUAUGUUCAAAAAAGCCACAUCACAAAGUGCCUUUUCAAACGUGAGCCUGAGCAGAAACACAGUAGCUGAUCGCACAUGUGAUCUUGCCACCAAUCUGUAUGACCAGCUUUUGGAAAAGGGAAAAGAUUUCGUUGCAUUCUCCCUUGCUGUGGAUGAGAGCAGCGACGCAUCUGAUACUGCUCAGCAGUUAGUCUUCAUCCGUGGAGUGGACUCAAAUAUGUGUGUUACGGAGGAGCUAUUGGGAUUCAAAUCAAUGCAUGGCACAACCACAGGAAAGGAAAUCUUUGAGGAGGUUUCCAAAUGCGUAACUGAAAUAAAGCUCGUGGGAUUAACGACAGAUGGUGCGCCAGCGAUGUGCGGUAAAACAAGUGGACUGGUGGGCAGGGUCCGGGAGAAGAUGCAGGAAGAGAACUGUGCAGGUGAACUAACUGUUUAUCACUGCAUCAUACAUCAGGAAUCACUGUGUGGCAAAGCCCUAAAGAUGGAACAUGUUAUGACCACAGUAACACAAGUAGUUAACUUUAUAAGAGCCAAAGGUCUGAAUCACCGCCAGUUUAAGUCUUUUCUGGAGGAGUGUGGUUCGGCGUAUUCAGACGUGCCGUAUCACACAGAGGUGAGAUGGUUAAGCCGAGGAAAAGUACUGAAUAGAUGUUUUGAGCUGCAUGAGGAAAUAUGUCAGUUUCUGGAAAGCAAAGGGAAGGACACAGCAGAGCUUCGGGAGAAAAAGUUUCUGUGUGAGCUGGCCUUUCUGUGUGACAUCUCGAGCCAUCUCGAUGCGCUGAACCUGCAGCUUCAGGGGCGCGGGCGCAUCAUCACAGACAUGUACGCUGCAGUGAGGGCUUUUAAAACUAAACUGUGCCUGUGGGAGAAUCAGAUGCUGCAAGGAAACCUUGGCCAUUUUCCCUGCUGCCAAACCAUGAAAACGCAGUUCUUUACCAACUUGUUCCCAUACGCACAGUUUGCUGAAAAACUCAGUGUACUCGGCGCUGAGUUUAGCCGGCGAUUUGCCGACUUUGAUGUCCAGAAAUGUAGGUUUGAACUGCUCAGUAAUCCCUUCGCAGUUAAUGUGGAAAACGCACCAACCAACCUCCAAAUGGAGCUAAUUGAACUCCAGUGUAAUGACACGCUGAAGUCAAAGUAUGAUGCUGUGGGCGCCGCACAGUUUCCACAGUUCAUCCCUGACACAAUGCCUCAGCUCCGCACCCAAGCUGCUCAGAUGCUCUCCAUGUUCGGCAGCACUUAUCUAUGUGAGCAACUUUUCUCCUCAAUGAAGAUGACCAAAACAUCUCACAGGAGAGGUCUGACUGAUUAA
Messenger RNA from Bufo bufo (common toad), 1548 nucleotides. Its product is annotated as general transcription factor II-I repeat domain-containing protein 2A-like. The record is from RefSeq and is a predicted model, not a curated record. NCBI's taxonomy places the organism in Eukaryota, Metazoa, Chordata, Amphibia, Anura, Bufonidae.